AUGAAAGUUUUGUCUAUUAGGUAUCGAUUUUGUGCUUCUGUUGAUCCUGUGACAUAUGACUUGUUCGACAUCAAAAGUGCUCGUAGCUUGGAGGCAAUGCUGCAGACUCAUCUUGCUAGUGGAUCACCCUAUAUUAAGUUAUAUAUACAAUUUUCAUCGCCAAAUGAUGCAUUUGCGACUUCAACAUCUAUUGCUGUUCGAGAGGAAUACACGACCCUUGCUCGAAACUCUGUUAGUGAGUUGCAAAACACGGAAGCGCCCGUGUUUAGUAGCAAUAUAUCCACCUCGAGAGCCAGCCCUGAUGGUGCAGAAGUUACAUUAUUUUCUGAACCGGAGCCUAUUCUAACCAAACCUGAAGAUGUUGAAGAAGGUUCAGAUGAAGAAAAAGAUCCACGAUUCAAGGCAUACUCGUCUCCAACCCACAUGGAUAAUGUCGAUCUAUCUGCAGAUGAUGUAUUAGAGUUUCCAGAUCUACCACAUAGAACAUGUAAUCAUACAAGUUCGUUAUUAGAUUCGGGUGAAUUGGAAGUUGGUAAUGAGUUUUCUAAUAAUGAUAGUUUUCUUGGUGUAUUGAAACAACAUAGCAUCAUGAACGGGGUUAACUACCACGUAGUUAAAUCUAAAUCUGAUAAGUUUGAAGCAAAGUGUGCAGUGCAAGACGAUACAUGUUCAUGGAAAAUCUACGCCUCGUUGAAGAAAAGGAUAGGGUUGUGGAAGAUAAAAACGUACAAAGGUCCAUAUACAUGUGUUGGAGGUACAAUAUUUAGGGUUUUUGAAUAA
Messenger RNA from Gossypium arboreum, 780 nucleotides. RefSeq lists its product as uncharacterized. NCBI's taxonomy places the organism in Eukaryota, Viridiplantae, Streptophyta, Magnoliopsida, Malvales, Malvaceae. The coding region runs from base 1 to 780 and encodes 259 amino acids. The transcript is spliced from 2 exons. The record is from RefSeq and is a predicted model, not a curated record.